AUUCAAGCUAUCCAAGGAAAUGCCAUUACUAACAAGAGAGUUUAACUCAGGAAUGUACUCUGUUCAGCUUUACUACGUUGCGAAAGUUAUAUCUUUGAUUCCUGGCUUAAUUAUAGAGCCUGUUCUAUUCACAGGCAUAUUGUUCUGGAUAUCUGGUCUUCUAAAUGGACUAAUACCAUUGGGACAAUGCCUAUGCGUUGUUUUUCUUACAAUACACGUAUCAACGGCUUGUGGCUUGUUUUUUUCCUCUGUAUUUGAAGAGCCAACCAUUGCUAUGGCAUACCUUGUUCCUUUCGACUACCUUUUAAUGAUUACCAUGGGAUCAUUCAUUAAAUUAAGUAGCUUGCCAGUCUAUAUUCAAUGGAUCAAAUACCUUUCCUGGCUACUACAUUCCACAGAAGCACUUACUAUCAUACAAUGGCAUGAUGUUCAAAAUAUUUCGUGUUCUACCAACGAGUCAGAUUAUCCAUGCAUUACAGAUGGCGCUCACGUUUUGCAACAGUAUGACUUCGCCGAAGACGAUAUUUAUAAAAAUAUUUGUAUAAUGAUACUACUGUACCUGAUAUUUAAUAUUCUAGGACUAAUUUUUUUGUUCAGAAAGCUUAAUAAAUAA
This is a messenger RNA of Copidosoma floridanum, 613 nucleotides long. RefSeq lists its product as uncharacterized. NCBI's taxonomy places the organism in Eukaryota, Metazoa, Arthropoda, Insecta, Hymenoptera, Encyrtidae. The record is from RefSeq and is a predicted model, not a curated record.